Hyalella azteca is the source of this 915-nucleotide messenger RNA. RefSeq names its product arylsulfatase A. The coding region runs from base 1 to 915 and encodes 304 amino acids. Lineage: Eukaryota; Metazoa; Arthropoda; Malacostraca; Amphipoda; Hyalellidae. The record is from RefSeq and is a predicted model, not a curated record. Gene Ontology annotation, molecular function: arylsulfatase activity. The transcript is spliced from 7 exons.
AUGCGCUCAGGCAUCUAUCCCAGUGUGAUAAGACCAGACAACCCUCGAGGGCUACCUCACAACGAAACUACCAUCGCGGAAGUCCUUAAAAACCAAGGAUACCGCACUCUGAUUGUCGGCAAAUGGCACCUGGGCGUUGGGUACGAAGGAGAAUAUCUGCCCGCGCACCACGGCUUCGACGACUACCUGGGAGUUCCCUACAGCCACGACAUGUGCCCCUGCUACGCCUGCUUCCCUGACAAGCCUUGUUACGAUAUGUGCUGGAGUGGACACGUCAUUACUGGACGAACUGCGACAAACUCGACGACNCGCACUGACGAGUUGCUGAGCUCGCUAGAAGUUCUGCCGACCAUCGCUGCGCUCACCGGCGCUGACACCAGCGGCCUCAAGCUCGACGGCUUCGACGCCUCAGAUUUCCUGCUCGGCAAAAGUUUCAUGUCGCCUCGGGAAUAUUUCGCGGUGUACCCCAAGGAUCCCAGCCCUGAAACUGGGCCGUACGCCGUUGUUUACCAGCACCUGAAGGCUCAUUUCUUCACAGCUGGGAAUGGACACUCGGACGAUCAGAACUACGACGAGAUGUGCACUUCACGACAUCCUCUCACAGAGCACAACCCGCCUCUUCUCUACGACUUGUCUGUUGAUCCUGGCGAGCGCUGGAACAUCGCCAACGACUCCAGCUUCAAACCUUCAUUGAUGAAGUUGACUGCGUGGCGCACUCAGCACAUGGCUGACAUGACUUGGAUGACUUCAGUCACGCUGGACCGCGAGGAACGAUCACAACCCUGCUGCACCGACCGUCGCUGCAAUCCAUUCCCUUCCAAUAUUAAAUUGAUCGCAGCAUUUAAAUAUAAAUACUGCGAGCCCUAUUGUCAUAUCAGAGUGUUCAUGCAAGAUAAAAUUAAGCCUGUUUCAUGA